AUGGGUGUCCCCGCGCUUUUCCGAUGGCUAUCGAACAAGUAUCCGAAGAUCAUUUCACCGGUGAUCGAGGAGUUGCCGCAAGAAGUUAACGGUGAACAAAUCCCGGUUGAUACGACGCGCCCCAACCCCAAUGGAGAGGAGAUGGAUAACCUUUACUUGGAUAUGAAUGGAAUCGUCCAUCCAUGUACCCAUCCCGAGGGUCGCCCACCGCCAGCCAACGAGCAAGAGAUGAUGCUGGAGAUUUUUAAGUACACUGAUCGCGUGGUCAACAUGGUUCGCCCACGGAAACUUCUGAUGAUCGCUAUCGAUGGUGUUGCCCCAAGAGCAAAGAUGAACCAGCAACGUUCCCGUCGAUUCCGAUCCGCGCAAGAAGCUAGAGAAAAUGAUGAGAAGAAGGAAGAACUUCAGAAACUUAUUGCCAAGCAGCAAGCCGCAAAGGGCGCCGAUGCAGUUAUGCAAGAGGAAGUGAUCCAGAAGACAUGGGACAGUAACGUCAUCACUCCUGGAACACCUUUCAUGGACAUCCUUUCUGCUUCCUUACGCUACUGGAUAGCCUACAAGCUCAAUACGGAUCCUGCGUGGGAGAAGUUAAAGAUUAUCAUCUCUGAUGCCACCGUUCCUGGUGAGGGUGAACACAAGAUCAUGGAGUUUGUGCGGUCCCAACGAGCAUCUCCAGAGCAUGACCCCAACACUCGCCAUGUCAUUUAUGGUUUAGACGCUGAUUUGAUCAUGCUUGGUCUUGGCACCCAUGAACCUCACUUUCGCGUUUUGCGUGAAGACGUUUUUUUCCAGGAAUCUAAGCCUCGAGCGUGUAGGUUAUGUGGACAGACCGGACACAAGGCCGAAGAGUGUACUGGCAAGGCGAAGGAAAAGACUGGAGAGUUUGAUGAGAAGCAAAAUGCCUCUCCACUCAAGCCCUUCAUAUGGCUUCAUGUCUCAGUUCUGCGUGAAUAUCUCGCUGCUGAGCUUCAUGUCCCUAACCAGCCAUUUCCAUUCGAUCUCGAAAGAGCGUUGGAUGACUGGGUCUUCAUGUGCUUCUUUGUCGGAAACGAUUUCCUGCCCCACCUACCUGCUCUAGAUGUCCGUGAGAAUGGAAUCGACACCCUACUUGCUGUUUGGCGUGACAAUCUUCCGGCUAUGGGGGGCGCAGAUGAUCCUGCAGGGUGUUGCCAAGCAAGAGGACGCAAUUUUUCGACGCCGCCGGCAGGCAGAGGAGAGGAGGAGGCAAAUAACAGAAGACGGAAAGAGCAAGAUCAGGCUCGUGGUGAACGCAACGAACGUGCCCAAAAGCGCAGACGCAGCUCUCCCAGCUACGAUAACAAGGCUCAUGGUAAUGAUGGGCCACCACCUGGACUGGAGCUUAUCACGCCUGGUCGUGGUCACUUGGCUAAAGAAACGAGAGAAUUGACCCACAGUAUGGUUACAAACCGUGGCAAUGUUUAUCGCGCCAAUAUGGAAAACAAGAGCGCCGCAGCUGUAUUGAAGAGUAAACUCAUGCAAGGCUCGCAGAGUAACUCUACUGCGGAUGCUUCAGAGGCAGAUAGUGUCGCUAUCAACGGCGAGGCUUCAAAUAAGGCAGCCGAGCCUACUUCACCUUCAGUUCUCGGUAAAAGAAAGGCUGACGAGGAAGAGGACGACCAACCGGAUGAGGAGGUCGGAACUCCUGGCAGAGACUCUCCUCCUCCGCCUGCCCCCAAGCCCCAAAACGAUGAGUCUCCUCCGGACACUGUGAAGCUAUGGGAGCCCGGAUAUGCCGAUCGAUACUAUGAGCAGAAAUUCGGUGUCGAUCCCAAUGACCAUGAGUUCCGUCACAAGGUUGCCCGGGCAUAUGCGGAAGGCCUGGCAUGGGUACUUCUGUACUAUUUCCAAGGGUGCCCUUCGUGGACAUGGUACUACCCAUACCACUAUGCGCCUUUCGCUGCGGACUUCGUGGACAUUGCUGAUAUGAAAAUUGAUUUCAAGAAGGGUCAGCCUUUCAAGCCAUAUGAGCAGUUGAUGGGCGUUUUGCCAGCAUCAUCGAACCACGCACUACCCUCUGUAUUCCAUGAUCUUAUGAGCAACCCGGAGAGUGAAAUCAUUGAUUUCUACCCCGAGGAUUUCCCUGUAGACUUGAACGGGAAGAAGUUCGCGUGGCAAGGCGUUGUCUUACUUCCAUUCAUUGACGAAAAACGCCUCCUGGGUGCCAUGGAGAAGAAUGAUGGGUUAGCUGGUAUUGUUCAGCGCAAUGAAACUCACAUCCCUCACGGGACUUUAGUUUCGAAUCUGGAGGAAUACGGCAUGCCCAGUCUCGACGAUGACCGCAGUCUCACUGUAAAUUACAAGAUUCCAAAAUCUACUCACCUUCACAAGUCUAUGCUCCUCCGCGGCGUCAAGUUCGCCACGCCAAUGUUAAACCAAGGUGAUGUCCGCGCCGUCCAAGGUCGCGCGCAGCAUUCAGGCCGCUCUUUCGGUGGAGCUCCCCUCAACGGUCGAGGACGCGGUGGCCGCAUGGAUUACAGCUCAUCGGAUCGGCCCAACCCCUUUGCAGCGCACCUUGAUCCCCGGUUCAUGCAACCCCCUUCUGGCUGGGUUCCUCCUGGUCAAGGAGCUGGGGAUUUCUCCCGAGGACCACCUCCGCCCCAACGUGGAGGAAUGUCGCACCAUAACCAAGGCUAUCCACAGUACCCUCAAAGCUACCAGCAGUUCCCUCAGGGCUAUCAAGGCCAGGGCGGAUAUGGUGGCAAUCAUCAAAACCAUGGGAAUUACGAUAAUAAUCGAGGGGGCCGAGGCUCUUAUCGUGGCAACAAGCCCCGCGGUCGCGGUGAUUAUUCCUCUAACUAUCGCGGAGGUAGUGGAGGCGGUAGUUACGGCCGCUAUUGA
Messenger RNA from Penicillium chermesinum, 2859 nucleotides. RefSeq names its product 5'-3' exoribonculease Dhp1 (gene rat1). Gene Ontology annotation, biological process: nuclear-transcribed mRNA catabolic process. Gene Ontology annotation, cellular component: nucleus. The record is from RefSeq and is a predicted model, not a curated record. Lineage: Eukaryota; Fungi; Ascomycota; Eurotiomycetes; Eurotiales; Aspergillaceae. The transcript has 5 exons. Gene Ontology annotation, molecular function: zinc ion binding; RNA binding; 5'-3' RNA exonuclease activity. The coding region runs from base 1 to 2859 and encodes 952 amino acids.